This is a messenger RNA of Striga asiatica, 7218 nucleotides long. The record is from the annotation of a GenBank genome assembly. NCBI's taxonomy places the organism in Eukaryota, Viridiplantae, Streptophyta, Magnoliopsida, Lamiales, Orobanchaceae.
ACGGGAGUGAAAAUGAGAGACUGGAUUGGAGAGGCGGUUCUUUGAUUCUUCGGCUGCGACGAAAUAAAACCUUUGUAUUCACAUGCUGUAUACCGAUUGUGUUCUACAGUUCUCUCAUCGGACCACAUAUCGUACUGAGUUUUCAGUUUGCGGAAAACUAGUUCAGCUUUAAUUAGAAGCUGCAAGUUCUCCUGCUUGCAUUCCUUCUCCUAUUUUAGGGUUUUAGGGUUUCAAUCAAUUGGAGGUAUCUCUCCUCUGAACUCUACUGAAGAAGAUGUCUCACCCCGGCGGUGGUGCGGAGGCUCAUGCGAGGUUCAAGCAGUACGAGUACAGAGCAAACUCAAGCCUCGUCCUCACAACCGACUCCCGGCCUCGAGAUACCCACGAGCCGACUGGCGAGCCGGAGUCCUUGUGGGGCAAGAUCGACCCCAAAUCCUUCGGUGACCGUGCCUACCGGGACAAGCCGCCUGAGCUGGAGGAGAAACUGAAGAAAUCUAAGAAGAAGAAGGACCGUGACCCUGCCCUCGAUGCCCCUCCUCCCAGGACCAAAAAGAGGCGCCUCCAGGAGGAGAGCGUCCUCACCUCAUCCGAUGAGGGUGUUUACCAGCCCAAGACCAAGGAGACUAGGGCCGCCUAUGAGGCCAUGCUCAGCGUCAUCCAGCAGCAGCUGGGCGGCCAGCCCCUUAACAUCGUCAGUGGGGCCGCCGACGAGAUCCUGGCCGUCCUCAAGAACGACAACAUCAAGAACCCCGACAAGAAGAAGGAGAUCGAGAAGCUGCUGAAUCCCAUCUCGGCUCCCACCUUCGACCAGCUUGUCUCCAUCGGCCGCCUCAUUACCGACUAUCACGAUGCCGGCGAUGCGGGUGAAGCUGCUCUGAAUGGGGAUGAAGGGCUCGAUGAUGAUGUCGGUGUUGCUGUUGAGUUUGAGGAGAACGAGGAGGAGGAGGAGGAGAGUGACCUGGAUUUGGUUCCGGAGGAUGAGGAGGAUGAUGAUGAUGUGGCAGAGAUGGACGGCUCCGGGGCUAUGCAGAUGGGCGGCAGUAUUGAUGACGAGGACGGGCGGGAGGCCAAUGAGGGGAUGACGUUGAAUGUGCAGGACGUCGAUGCGUAUUGGCUUCAGAGGAAAAUUUCUCAGGCGUACGACCAGAAAAUCGACCCACAGCAGAGCCAGAAGCUUGCGGAGGAGGUUUUGAAGAUUCUUGCCGAGGGGGAUGACCGCGAGGUCGAGACCAAGCUUUUGGUGCAUCUGCAGUUUGACAAGUUCAGCCUGAUCAAGUAUUUGUUGAGGAACCGGUUGAAAGUGGUCUGGUGUACUCGCUUGGCGAGGGCCGAAGAUCAGGAGAAGAGGAAGGAGAUCGAGGAGGAAAUGAUGGGGAUGGGAUCUGAACAUGCUGCGAUUUUGGAGCAGCUGCAUGCCACAAGGGCGACUGCUAAGGAGAGGCAGAAGAAUCUGGAGAAGAGCAUUCGGGAGGAGGCUCGAAGACUGAAGGACGAUAGGGAUGGUGACCGGGCCCGUCACGGGCCCGCUGAUAGGGAUGUUGAUGGCGGCUGGCUGAAGGGGCAGCGGCAGCUUCUUGACCUGGAUAGCCUGUCUUUUCAACAGGGUGGGUUGUUGAUGGCGAACAAGAAGUGUGAGCUUCCGUUGGGGUCUUAUAGGAACCAUAGGAAGGGGUAUGAGGAGGUUCAUGUGCCGGCUCUGAAGCCUAAGCCAUUGGCUGAUAACGAGCAGUUGGUGAAGAUUGCAAGCAUGCCUGAGUGGUCGCAACCGGCUUUUAGAGGAAUGACCCAGUUGAACAGGGUCCAGAGUAAAGUUUACGAGACUGCGUUGUUUAGUGCAGAAAACAUCUUGUUGUGUGCUCCUACUGGUGCUGGGAAAACAAAUGUGGCUAUGCUCACCAUACUUCAGCAGCUUGCUUUGAAUAUGAGUGCUGAUGGGUCUAUUAGCCAUAACAGUUAUAAGAUCGUGUAUGUUGCGCCCAUGAAAGCUCUGGUUGCUGAGGUGGUUGGCAACCUCUCUAACCGUCUUCAGCAUUAUGGGGUCCAGGUGAAAGAGCUUAGUGGAGAUCAGACAUUGACUCGUCAGCAGAUUGAAGAAACUCAAAUUAUUGUGACUACUCCUGAAAAGUGGGACAUCAUUACCAGAAAAUCAGGUGAUCGAACGUACACGCAGCUUGUGAAACUUCUGAUUGUUGACGAGAUCCAUCUUCUGCAUGAUAAUAGAGGUCCUGUGCUUGAGAGUAUCAUUGCAAGAACUGUUCGGCAGAUUGAAUCUACAAAAGAUCAUAUCCGGCUGGUUGGAUUAUCUGCUACCCUACCAAACUAUGAAGAUGUUGCAGUACUUUUACGAGUAGAUCCAGAUAAAGGUCUCUUCCACUUUGAUAAUAGCUACAGGCCCGUUCCUCUGGCCCAGCAGUACAUUGGUAUUACAGUAAAGAAGCCACUGCAGAGAUUUCAGUUAAUGAAUGAUGUGUGUUACGAGAAGGUGAUCAGCGUUGCCGGAAAGCAUCAAGUGCUUAUCUUUGUCCACUCGAGGAAGGAAACCACCAAAACAGCUCGUGCAAUUCGUGAUACGGCCCUUGCCAAUGACACACUUAGUAAGUUCUUGAAGGAAGAUAGUGUAAGUCGUGAAAUUUUGCAGUCUCAGGUGGAGCUAAUCAAGAGUAGCGAUCUGAAGGACCUGCUGCCCUAUGGUUUUGCAAUUCAUCAUGCAGGGAUGGCUAGAGCUGAUAGGCAAAUUGUUGAGGAGCUCUUUACUGAUGGGCACAUACAAGUAUUAGUUUCUACUGCAACUCUUGCCUGGGGUGUCAACUUGCCUGCCCAUACUGUUAUUAUCAAAGGAACCCAAAUUUACAAUCCUGAGAAAGGAGCAUGGACUGAAUUAAGUCCUUUAGACGUCAUGCAGAUGCUUGGUCGUGCUGGGAGGCCGCAAUAUGAUACAUAUGGCGAAGGAAUAAUUAUCACUGGACAUAGUGAAUUACACUAUUAUCUGUCUUUAAUGAAUCAGCAGCUUCCCAUUGAAAGUCAGUUCAUAUCGAAGUUGGCUGAUCAGUUGAAUGCAGAAAUUGUCCUUGGAACUGUGCAGAAUGCUAGAGAAGCAUGCAAAUGGCUCUUAUAUACUUACCUUUGGGUUCGCAUGGUGCGGAAUCCUAGCCUCUAUGGUUUGACGCCUGAUUCGGUGGCCAAAGAUAAGACCCUGGAGGAAAGACGAGCUGAUCUGAUACAUUCAGCAGCUACAGUGUUGGAUAAGAAUAAUCUGGUGAAGUAUGACAGGAAGAGUGGAUACUUCCAGGUCACCGACUUGGGACGAAUUGCUAGCUAUUACUACAUAAGUCAUGGGACGAUAUCUACAUACAAUGAGCAUUUGAAACCAACCAUGGGUGAUAUUGAGCUUUGUCGUCUGUUCUCGCUUAGUGAAGAGUUUAAAUACGUUACUGUUAGACAGGAUGAGAAGAUGGAACUAGCCAAGCUGUUGGACCGGGUACCAAUACCUGUCAAAGAGAGUCUUGAGGAACCUAGCGCAAAAAUUAAUGUUCUACUUCAAGCUUAUAUAUCACAGUUGAAGCUUGAAGGACUAUCAUUGACAUCUGACAUGGUUUACAUCACUCAGAGUGCUGGACGUUUGAUGCGGGCGCUGUUUGAAAUUGUCCUAAAGAGAGGGUGGGCCCAACUAGCUGAGAAGGCUUUGAAGCUGUGUAAGAUGAUUGGCAAGAGGAUGUGGAGCGUGCAGACACCACUUCGCCAAUUUCAUGGUCUUCCGAAUGAAAUUAUGAUGAAGCUGGAAAAGAAGGAUUUGGCCUGGGAAAGGUACUAUGAUCUCUCUGUCCAGGAGAUCGGAGAACUCAUUCGCUUUACAAAGAUGGGGAAAACACUUCAUAAAUGCAUUCAUCAGUUUCCAAAGCUAAACCUGAAUGCGCAGGUUCAACCAAUUACCCGCUCUGUUUUGAAGGUUGAGCUAACCAUAACGCCCGACUUCAUGUGGGAAGACAAGGUCCACGGAUAUGUAGAACCUUUUUGGAUCAUAGUUGAGGACAACGACGGGGAAAAUAUUCUCCAUCACGAAUAUUUCAUGCUUAAGAAGCAGUAUAUCGAUGAAGAGCACACGCUGCAUUUUACUAUCCCCAUAUAUGAGCCGCUGCCUCCUCAGUACUUCAUAGUUGUUGUGUCUGAUAAAUGGCUGGGCGCACAGACUGUUCUGCCCGUUUCUUUCCGGCAUCUGAUACUGCCUGAAAAGUACCCUCCUCCGACUGAGCUUCUCGAUUUGCAGCCCUUGCCCGUGACAGCACUGAGAAACCCCGAGUACGAAGCCCUUUAUCAGCAGUUCAAGCAUUUCAAUCCCAUUCAAACACAGGUCUUCACAGUCCUUUACAACUCGGACGACAAUGUUCUGGUGGCUGCCCCCACAGGCAGUGGGAAGACCAUAUGCGCCGAGUUUGCCAUUCUGCGAAAUCUUCAGAAAGGGCCCGAUAACAUCAUGCGGGCUGUUUACAUUGCUCCUAUUGAAGCUCUCGCGAAGGAAAUGUAUCGCAAUUGGAAGGAGAAAUUCGGAAAGGGCCUUGGAUUGAGGGUGGUCAAGUUAACUGGCGAGACUGCGACCGACUUGAAACUUAUCGAGAAAGGUCAGAUAAUUAUAAGCACCCCCGAGAAAUGGGAUGCUCUGUCUCGCCGGUGGAAACAGCGGAAGCACGUCCAGCAGGUCAGCCUCUUCAUCAUCGACGAGCUUCACUUGAUGGGUGGGCAAGGUGGGCCCGUUUUAGAAAUCAUUGUCUCCAGAAUGCGUUACAUCACUAGCCAGCUGGAUAACAAAAUCCGAAUCGUGGCCCUCUCGACUUCCCUUGCGAAUGCGAAGGAUUUGGGAGAAUGGAUUGGGGCCACGUCUCACGGUCUUUUUAACUUUCCUCCUGGCGUAAGGCCCGUGCCCUUGGAAAUCCAUAUUCAAGGCGUCUACAUUGCCAAUUUCGAAGGCCGGAUGCAGGCCAUGACAAAACCGACAUACACGGCAAUCGUGCAGCAUGCCAAGAACGGGAAGCCUGCAAUCGUCUUCACCCCCACCAGGAAGCACACUCGUCUCACGGCAGUUGACCUCAUGACUUACUCGAGUAUGGACAGCGAACAGAAUCCUCUGUUUUUGCUUCGGCCGAAAGAGGAGCUCGACCCGUUUGUUGUCGACAUCAAAGAGCCUAUGCUGAAGGAGACGAUUCAGUUUGGCGUGGGGUACUUGCACGAGGGCCUUAGCAGCACGGAUCAGGAUAUAGUGAAGACACUUUUCGAGACGGGUAUGAUUCAGGUUUGCGUGAUGAGCAGCUCCAUGUGCUGGGGGGUCCCGCUUUCCGCGCACCUCGUUGUAGUCAUGGGAACACAGUAUUACGAUGGCAGGGAAAAUUCGCACACUGAUUACCCAGUGCCGGAUUUACUCCAGAUGAUGGGGCACGCCAGCCGGCCUCUCGUGGACAACUCAGGAAAAUGUGUCAUCCUCUGCCACGCCCCUCGCAAAGAGUACUACAAGAAAUUCUUGUACGAGGCCUUACCUGUCGAGAGCAACUUGCACCACUUCUUGCACGACAAUUUGAAUGCAGAGGUCGUGGUUGGGGUCAUACAAAACAAACAAGACGCUGUGGACUACCUCACGUGGACCUUCAUGUACAGGAGGCUCACACAGAACCCGAACUUCUAUAAUCUCCAAGGCGUGAGCCACCGCCACUUGUCCGAUCACCUUUCAGAGCUCGUCGAGACCACGCUCAGCGAUCUCGAGGUGAGUAAGUGCGUCGCUAUCGAGGACGACUUCUUGCUGUCCCCUCUCAACCUCGGCAUGAUAGCCUCUUACUACUACAUCAGUUACACGACAAUCGAGCAGUUCAGUUCUACCCUGACUUCAAAGACGAGGCUGAAGAGUCUCCUGGAGAUUCUGUCCUCUGCCUCGGAGUACGAGCAGAUCCCAAUCAGACCUGGGGAGGAGGAGUUGAUACGGAGGCUAAUCAACCACCAACGAUUCUCGUUCGAGAACCCGAAAUUCACAGAUCCAAGCGUGAAGGCCAACGCCCUUUUGCAGGCUCACUUUUCCAGGCAGGCGAUUGGCGGGAAUCUGGCCUCCGACCAACGAGAGGUGCUAAUUUACGCGAGCAGGCUGCUUCAGGCAAUGGUGGACGUCAUUUCCAGCAAUGGCUGGCUAAGCCUUGCCCUACUUACUAUGGAAGUCAGCCAGAUGGUGACUCAGGGCAUGUGGGAACGCGAUUCCAUGCUCCUCCAGCUGCCGCACUUCACCAAGGAGCUGGCGAUUAGGUGCAAGGAAAAUCCGGGAAAACCGAUCGAGACCAUCUUUGACCUUUUGGAGAUGGAGGAUGACGAGAGGCGUGAGCUUCUGCAGAUGUCGGAUGCGCAGUUGAUGGAUAUUGCUCGUUUUUGCAACCGUUUUCCGAAUAUUGACCUGAGUUACGAUGUUCCGGGUGCAGAUAAUGUUGGGGUUGGGGAGGACUUGAGCAUUAUCGUUAGCCUCGAGCGUGAUCUCGAGGGGAGGGUGGAGGUGGGGCCCGUGGAUGCUCCCAGGUACCCAAAGUCGAAGGAGGAAGGGUGGUGGUUGGUGGUUGGUGAUACCAAAACGAAUCAGCUGCAUGCGAUUAAAAGGGUUUCUCUCCAGAGGAAGUCGAGGGUGAAGCUCGACUUUACGGCACCUAAUGAGCCUGGGAAGAAAACUUAUACCCUAUAUUUCAUGUGUGAUUCGUAUCUGGGGUGUGAUCAGGAGUAUACCUUCGCGAUUGAUGUGAAGGAGGCUAUGGCUGAGGAGUGAUGGUUGCGGCGGAUCUUAUCUUCGUGAAAAUGAGUAAAAGUUAAGAGGUGGAGUUAUGAGACUGCGAGCCAUGGCCACAACUGUGUUGAGUGUUUGCAGAGUCCCAGUUGGCAUAGUUUUGUUCAAGUACUGUAUUGUCUAUCCUUUGCUGUGGGAUUUUGGACCUUUGUUAUGACUGCGUGCUUUUAUGAACAGGUUUUAUUAGUUGGCACAGUUUGUAUAAGUAUUGUAUUGUCUAUCAUUUGCUGUGGGAUUUUGGACUUUGUUAUGACUACGCGCUUUUAUGGUCUCAUUUUAUUAGUUGGCAUAGUUUGUAUAAGCACUGUAUUGUGCUUUUAUGGUCAGGUUUUUUUAUUUGAUAGCUCCUGGACGGAUUUACAAAAUUUUAAUUUAGCAUUGUUAAGUACAUUACGGAUAGUUGGAAUAAUUGCAAAUUU